Varanus komodoensis (Komodo dragon) is the source of this 2888-nucleotide messenger RNA. It is a transcript of the gene MUL1, whose product is annotated as mitochondrial E3 ubiquitin protein ligase 1. NCBI's taxonomy places the organism in Eukaryota, Metazoa, Chordata, Lepidosauria, Squamata, Varanidae. The transcript has 5 exons. The record is from RefSeq and is a predicted model, not a curated record. Gene Ontology annotation, cellular component: mitochondrion. Gene Ontology annotation, biological process: protein ubiquitination; organelle organization. Gene Ontology annotation, molecular function: ubiquitin-protein transferase activity. The coding region runs from base 1315 to 2334 and encodes 339 amino acids.
CUGAACUCCAGGGACUGGCCCCAAAUCUCCCAGUGGCUUCAUGGCUGUGUGGGGGUUAGAAUCCAACAUGAUGCCCCAGUUCCUCUUUAACCCCCCUCCCUUUCCUUCCUUCAUGCUCCCCACUCCCUCCCCUUCCUUUUAAAAAAAUAAUUCCGUUUCUAGCUUGCCUUUUCCUCCUUCUGCAACCUAAGGUGCCUUAAAUAGCCUUCCUCCUCAACCCUGUGAGUCGGGUUCACCCAGCUUCAUGUCUGAGCGGGGACUCAGUCUUGGGCCUCCUGGGCCCCGGUCCAGCAGUCCAACCACUGAGACACACUAGGCUUCAGCAAAUAAAGAUAUUUUUAGGUCCAUUCAUGCCAUCAUUCAGAGCACAUUUUUCAUGAGAAAGAGAAUUGAGUUCAUAUUCUGAAAAAAGAGGAUUCAGUUCAUAUUUUAUCUGUAGAUCUAGGUGUAACUACUGGCAGGAGAAUAAAGUGGACACCAGCUGUGAAUUCAACCAUAACACACGUCCUUCAUACAGAGGACCUAAUAGCCACUUGUCUUGCAGUCCUGUCUGCUAUUUCUGCUUCUGAGAUCAUAACCCGUUUUAAUACUCUGACUGAUAGAUUUCAGGAUUAACAGGAUGAAUAAUGGCCCAAGGAAAACUCAAAGCAUCUUUCAUUUGGUUCGAUAAUGAGUGUCAACAGGCUAAAAGAGUUGGUGAGACUCUAUCAUAAACAUAAAUACCCAAAUUCAGAUCUUUUGACUAAUAAAUAUGUCUCCUUUAGGCAAAAUAUAAACUAUAAAAGUAUAAAGGCAAAAGUAUAAAGAUGAAAAAAACCGAUAACAAUCUGAAGACUGUUUUAUUCCAAUUAUUGCUUGCUAGUUGCGAAGUUGUGUCCGACCCAUCAUGACUCCGUGAACAACACUCCUCCAGGCGUUCCUGUCCUCCACCAUCCCUCAGAGUCCCCGCAAGCCCACACCCGCCUCCUCAGUGACUCCAUCCAGCCACCUCAUCCUCUGCGUCCCCUUCUCCUUUUGCCGUUAAUCGUUCCCAGCAUCAGGGUCUCCUCCAGGGAGUCCUUUCUGCUUAUUAGAUGAUUCCAAGUAUUAGGUCACACUUUUAUCCCGUAAUUCCUCCAAGAAACCCAAAGCAGCAUUCAGUGGUCUUCCCCACCACCCUGCAAAUGGUGUGGCCCCAGCACAACUCAGAUUCUCAAGUCUACUUUGGCACCUUGAAAGGAGUAUUUUUCCCUGACAUUGGUGAUUAUUGACCUGAACCAUCUUCAACAGAGGCAUAAACCAUCAGGCUUGCUUCUCUAGGCAUAUACUGUCAGGAUGGAUGCUGCCGGGCGCCCUUCAACAGGCCAGGUUAUUCUCCUGGCAACCAGCUCAGCUGUCACUGCAAUUCUGUAUGCCAUUUACAGACACAAGUCAAAGGUGGUGCACAGCCUGAAGGGAGCCAAGAAAGUCUCCCUGGACCAGGACUUGAAGAGCAUCCUUAUGGAAGCACCAGGGAAGUGUAUUCCCUACGCGGUGAUUGAAGGUGUGGUGCAGUCCGUCAAGGAGACGCUCAGCAGCCAGUUUGUGGAGAACUGCAAGGGAGUGGUUCAGAGGCUGACCCUGCAGGAGCACAAGAUGGUGUGGAACCGCACCACCCACCUCUGGAAUGACUUUGAAAAGAUCAUCCACCAGAGAACCAACGUGGCGACUUUUGAUUUGGUGCCCCAGGAAGGAGGAGCGGGUGUCUCCGUGAGGGUGCUGAAGCCCCUGGAUGCCACGGAACUCAGCUUGGAGACGGUGUAUGAAAAAUUCCACCCCUCCGUACAGUCCUUCACGGACGUGAUUGGCCACUACAUCAGCGGCGAGAGGCCUAAAGGCAUCCGGGAGACGGAGCAGAUGCUGCGGGUGGGGGCCGUGCUCACCGGGGUGGGGGAGCUGGUCCUGGACGAUCACGCCGUCAGGCUGCAGCCCCCCAAGCAGGGCCUGCAUUACUACCUCAGCAGCCUGGACUUCGACUCCCUGCUCCAGAAGCAGGAGUCCAGCGUCCGGCUCUGGAAGAUCCUGACCGUCGUCUUCGGCAUGGCCACCUGCGCCGUGCUCUUCUUCAUCCUGCAAAAGCAGUACCGCCGGCACCAGGAGAAGCGCCGCCUGCGCCAGAUGCAGGAGACGGUCGCGGCGGCGGGGGACGCGGCCAACACCUGCGUCAUCUGCCUGAGCAACGGCCGCUCGUGCGUCUUCCUGGAGUGCGGGCACGUGUGCUCCUGUGACAAGUGCUACCAAGCGCUGCCGAGGCCCCCCCACUGCCCCAUCUGCAGGCAGCAGAUCGCCAGAGUCGUGCCUCUGUAUAACAGCUGAGUUGCGGCGGCUCCUCGUCAGCGCGGGUCCUUUCGGGGGUGCGGCCGGAGCCCUGCGCGCAGUAGAGACAGAGCCGAGCCGUGUCGCUUCGAGGGGCAAACGAGGAUCCAAAACGUUUGACAGUCACUGUGCCUUUGGAACUGGACCGCUCGCCCUCGCUUUGGAUAGUAUCCCUGAAUGAAGGUUCCUCUCCACGGAGAAUUCACAUGUGCACAGCUGUGUGUGGUGUCUAACUCAGCCUUCCCCAGCUAGACACUCUCCAGGUGUGUGGGACUACAGCUCCGAUAAACCCCCAGCUGGGGGAUUUUGGAAGUUGUAUUCCAACACCACUAGAGGGCACCUGGUUGGGGAAAGGUUGCGCAAACCAGUCUGCGUAUUUUUCCUGUAUGAGAACAAGCAGGAUCAUGUUUCUAGAUUAGCCUGUUUCUUUGAGUUACCGUUUGCUAGUGCUGCACGGGUUCUGCCCUAAAAACAGUUAAAGAUCUCAGUUCUCUCCUAAGAGACUCCAAAUUUAGCGCCCUGAAUAAAAUCAUCUUGCGUUGCUUCACCUUUAA